Messenger RNA from Mangifera indica (mango), 2631 nucleotides. RefSeq names its product probable serine/threonine-protein kinase dyrk1. Gene Ontology annotation, molecular function: ATP binding; protein serine/threonine kinase activity; protein tyrosine kinase activity. The transcript is spliced from 7 exons. Gene Ontology annotation, biological process: peptidyl-serine phosphorylation; peptidyl-threonine phosphorylation. NCBI's taxonomy places the organism in Eukaryota, Viridiplantae, Streptophyta, Magnoliopsida, Sapindales, Anacardiaceae. Gene Ontology annotation, cellular component: cytoplasm. The coding region runs from base 186 to 2345 and encodes 719 amino acids. The record is from RefSeq and is a predicted model, not a curated record.
AACAAAAAUAAAAUAAAAUAAAAGCGAGGAGGGACGCAAGCACUGAAACGUUAGAUAUUUUAUUCCUAUUUUACCCCUUCAAGUUUACGUAAUUCACAAGAUGAAGCUACUCCGUCUUUCAUCUCAUGCUGGUGUUAUAGUUACGCCCUCAUCAUCAGUCCAAGUUUGAAUAGUUGCUUGUUUCGAUGGCAGCUGCUUGUUCAAGCUCUGACGUGGAAGCUGUGAUGGAAUUCUUGAGAAAGAAUGGAUUCAAGGAGGUUGAGUCAGCUCUGAAAGAAGAUAUGAUGGAAAAAUGUGACUUCGGUUCGUUUGAUUAUGAGAAGUUUUUGUUCCCGGUGUUGCCUCCUGUGAGGAUUCCGACCACUCUCAGGCGACUAGAGGUUGAAGAAAAUAUCGGUGGUGAUGAAAGAUCAUCAAGAUCAAGUUUUGUUUCUUCUGAUGAUGAUGAUGAGUUUGUAAGCGUGGGUUCUUCUACCACCGGAGCUUGUUCUUCCGAUUUCACAAACCCAUAUGGACGGCAUUCUGCAUCUCAGGGUAAUUCUGAUGCAUCAUCUGAUAGCUUAUCUCAGUUUGAUACAGCACGUGAUUACCCUGAUUAUGAUAUGCAAAGUGAUAUCUAUUGGCGUGAUGUGAAAGACGAAGGCUGCUUCUUGACUCCCUGCUUUGGAGGGCCCGACUUCUUUGGCUGUACAAGUGAGGAUAAGUUCAUCACAACUUCAGAUACUGAGAAGCCAUUUGAAAAUUCGUUAGCAGUAUAUGAUCAGUCAGAAGGAUUGCAAUCAGAGACAAGCAUUGAUUACUUGGAUAAGCCGUGCCUACUUAGCAUCCCCCGGUUGAAUGACAAAAAUGAGUUUCAAGUGACAGAUUAUUCUGAUUCUGAUAAGAAAAACCAGCAUGAAGAAAUCAUGGAAGAUAUGCUCAAGAAUUGUGCUACUUAUGGCUGUUCAGAGACGUUAGUGUAUGGUGAGAAUCUGGAAGACUAUGGUUUCCUAAUCUCUAAAGAGACUGAUUUAUAUGAUCUUCAAAUGAAAGUUGUUGGGGAUUCUUCAACUGAUUGUGAUUUAUCUUUUCAUCAUGGAAAUAAAAAGACCUCUGGCUACUCCAUUAAUAGGCAUUCAAGCAAUGAGUGGAUUGAAGGGUUUAAAGAUGCAUCAAAUUUUCAUGUUAAGGAUAUCAAGAAAGAUUUUAUGUCAAAUGGAAUUGAUGGCUAUGACAUAGGAGAUUUUAAAUUUAAUGGACUCAAUGAAUCUAAGGCAGAUGAAGAUGGAGAAGAUGUUAAUGCUAAUGACCUUCUUAUGUGUGAUAAUCAUGAGGAAGAAUAUGAAAUAUUCAAUCUGCGGAUCAUACACAGGAAAAACAGGACUGGAUUUGAAGAAAACAAGGAUCUGCAUAUUGUGCUAAAUACUGUCAUUGCAGGCAGAUAUUACGUGACAGAAUACUUAGGCUCAGCAGCUUUCAGUAAGGUUUUUCAGGCACAUGAUCUUCACACAGGACUGGAUGUUUGCCUGAAGAUCAUAAAGAAUGAUAAAGAUUUUUUUGAUCAGAGUUUAGAUGAAAUUAAACUUCUCAAGCUUGUGAACCAGCACGAUCCUGGUGAUGAACACCACAUUUUGCGUCUGUUUGACUACUUUUAUCAUCAGGAGCAUCUGUUCAUUGUUUGCGAGCUCCUUCGAGCAAAUCUCUAUGAAUUUCAGAAAUUUAAUCAAGAAUCUGGUGGAGAAGCAUAUUUUUCUCUAAGCAGGUUGCAGUUGAUAACUCGUCAAUGUUUAGAGGCAUUGGAGUACUUGCAUAACUUGGGAAUUCUUCAUUGUGAUCUAAAGCCUGAAAAUAUUCUUCUCAAAAGUUACAAAAGGUGUGAGAUAAAGAUCAUUGAUCUGGGAAGCAGCUGCUUUGUAACUGACAACUUGUGCCUGUAUGUACAAUCGCGAUCCUAUAGAGCGCCUGAAGUUAUCUUGGGCCUUCCGUAUGACCAAAAGAUUGAUUUGUGGUCUCUUGGCUGUAUUCUGGCCGAGCUAUGCUCUGGCGAAGUUCUCUUUCCAAAUGAUGCCGUUGCAAUGAUCCUUGCACGUAUGAUUGGGAUGCUGGGUCCUAUUGAUCUGGACAUGCUGGUGAAUGGGCAGGAGACAUACAAGUACUUCACAAAAGAAUACGAUCUUUUCUUUGUAAAUGAGGAGACAGAUCAACUAGAAUACAUAAUUCCUGAGGAGUACUCACUGGAGCAUCAACUGCAAGUCUCUGAUGCUAAGUUUAUUGACUUCAUAAGAAAUUUGCUCGAGAUCAAUCCCCUCAGGCGCCCAACUGCAAGGGAGGCAUUGGAGCACCCAUGGCUUUCACAUUCAUACUAGUCUUAUUCUCCCUGAAUUCCUGGAGGACUGAUCAUUUUUGUGGGUUUGAGCAUUUUUGGAGUGCAUUUGGUUCCGUUUCAGUUUUGAUCUUAUGUAAAUGCAAAUACAGCAACCUUCUCAUACAACAUAUAUGUUUGUUAAUUUAUUCUGUACAAAAAACACCAUGAAAAAGAAAUUCCCACUUUUCCCCCGCUUAUUAAGCAGGGUUUGUUUGUAAAUCGCAGGCAAAUCAAUUGUUAACAGAAAGAUAUUAAUAAUAAGUGAAAAAAAAACAUUGCAGUGCUUA